Brassicogethes aeneus is the source of this 6802-nucleotide messenger RNA. The record is from the annotation of a GenBank genome assembly. NCBI's taxonomy places the organism in Eukaryota, Metazoa, Arthropoda, Insecta, Coleoptera, Nitidulidae.
UAGUAGUGAUUGAGAAAAUGUUAAAGCUAGUGGUCCUCUUGGUUUUAAUAGCUUUGGCUAAUUCGUGCCCUAGAGAACCGACGAUAUACCAAUCAAAAACCAAUAAAUUACCUGGGGAUAAUGGGUACAACAUCAAAAUCAACGAAAAUCCCGACAAAUAUGUACCAGGGAAAUUAUAUACACUGUACUUAAUGGGUUCAAGAACGUUCCAAAAAGUGCAAAGGUUCACGAGGUUUGUGAUUAAUGUGGAAUCGACGAAUAAUCCAAACAAUAUAUCGCCACAAAAUGUGGGAAGUUUUCAGCUGUAUGGCGAUAAUUUAUCCAAGUUUAAGGAGGAGUGCGUUAAUACUAUUUAUGAAGCCAACGUAUUGCCAAAAACAGAGGUUUUCUUUAUGUGGUCAGCUCCACCACCAGGAAGUGGAUGUGUCACAUUUAGAGCCAUGGUUUUUGAAGAUUCAAACAAUUGGUACUCGGACGAUGGUGCUUUGAGCAAAACAUUCUGUGAACAAACAGAAAAAGAUUUGAAAUUCGAUGAAAACGACUGCUGUGCCUGUGAUGAGGCUAAAUAUAGUAUGGUUUUUGAAGGCUUAUGGUCGAAUAUAACCCAUCCGAAAGAUUUCCCAUUGUCACUAUGGUUGACGCACUUCUCCGAUAUAAUCGGAGCUUCUCACGAGAGGAACUUCACCUUUUGGGGCGAGGAGCAGAUAGCCUCAGAAGGUUUUAGAAGCCUUGCUGAGUGGGGGUCUGUCAGACUUAUGGAAACAGAAUUAAAAGCGAAAGCAAAAUUUUUGCGCACCAUUAUCAAAGCCCCUGGUUUAUGGUACCCAAAUGUUAAUACUAAUACCUCAACGAGUUUCAAAGUUGAUAGAAGGCAUCACUUGAUUUCUUUAGCUUCAAUGUUCGGACCCACCCCGGACUGGGUAGUCGGUGUUAGUGGUUUAAACUUAUGCGAGAGAUCCUGCACUUGGAAAGAAAAUCUAGUUGUGGAUCUGUUCCCUUACGACGCUGGUACUGACAGUGGGAUAACCUAUAUGUCUCCAAACGCAGAAACUAACCCAAAAGAAAGGAUGUAUAGAAUCACCACGACCUAUCCGGAAGACCCCAGGGCUCCGUUCUACGACCCAACCAAGAAAGAAAUGCUACCUUUAGCAAAACUGUACUUGAGACGAGAAAAAGUUAUUCCAAAAAAUUGCGAUGAUAACUUUUUGAAUGCUAUUUUGGAUGUCAGUGACAAUACUGAGGACACAUCAAGAGCUGAGUGUGCAGUAACCGAAUAUUCCGAUUGGACAGAGUGUUCAGUAACAUGCGGCAAAGGCAUUAGAAUGAGACAAAGAGAGUAUAGAAUGCCGCAAAAAGCACAGAUGUUUGAGUGCAAGAGACAACUAGUUUCAAAGGAAAUGUGUGUCGCCAAAGUACCAGAAUGUUCAGGUGGGGAAAAUGAUAGAUCCGACGAGAUAGACGACAAAAUCGAAGACUUGCCUGAAGACGGAAUCUGCUCUACAACCCCAUGGGGACCAUGGUCGGAAUGCUCGGAAUCCUGCGGUAUAGGCUUCAAAAUGCGCACUAGAUUGUUCCUCGAUAAAAUGGGCAUGAAGAAAUGCCCGCACAUCAUCACAGUAGAAAAGGAGAAAUGCAUGGGUCCCACUUGUACUGCCAAGCAACAACAAGAAGCGGAAGUGGCAGAUCCGAUGUGUCCAACCACUUCGUGGAGCGAUUGGUCGCCCUGCAGCGCCUCUUGCGGGAACGGCGUGAAGUUCAGGACGAGGUUGUUGCUCGUGGAUCCCAAUUUGCAGCAGAAAUGCAGCGCUAGGAUCGAGUUGAUGCAACAAACGCCUUGCUCUGUUUCGUCAGAUUGUACCUUUGAUAUGGCUACAGCCAAAGUGGUAUGCAUGCAACCCAGUGAUUUCGGACUUUGCCAGGGUUACUUUAGCAGAUGGUAUUUUGACACCACAAAACUAAAAUGCCUUCCUUUCGUCUAUGGAGGGUGCCGUGGUAACAGAAACAACUUUUUGACAGUCGACGAAUGUAACAACCAAUGUGGAGUGGUACGAGAUGCCCUUAGAGGUCUGCCGUCGUCUCCAGCUUCACAAGCCGCAGCUGAAGCAUUGCCAGCUGUUGAUUGCAUGGUGUCAGAGUGGAGUCCAUGGAGUCCUUGCAGCGCGUCCUGCGGAAUCAGCUACAGCAGGAGGUUCAGGAUGAUUAAGAGGCCCGCUCAAAAUGGCGGAAAAGCUUGUCCCAAAGUUUUGGAGAAGAAACAUAGAUGCAAUGGACCACCGUGUUUAUAGAUAAACUAUACUCUUGAUAGUUUGGUUUAUAUACAAAAACAUUAGCCAAACAGAGGUGAGAUGUAAUCUGUUAAUAAAUGAAUAAAUACAUACCUUUUCCUGUAUUUUUUCUGAAAGGUUCAAGGUAUAGAAAAACUUCCCAUUAAUAAAGAAAACUAAGUAUUUUAUUUGAUAACCUUAUAAAUUACAACAAAACGGUACUUAUGUACAUAAAAAUUAUAUGGCGAAGUUUGUACUAUGAUUUCUUACCCAUGUUGCUUCUAUAAUGUAUAUCACAUGUAUAGGUAACAUAAAAUAUAAAAUAGAUCAUUAUAAAAGCUUACAAAACAGUAAAUCACAUUUUAAUGCCUAAUUUAAAUAAUAUAUACAGUAAACUUAUGUUAUAAUAUGUGUUUGAACUGACAAUCUUUGUCUCUACAAUUCCCAUCUACUUCGUAUGGACAGAUUAUGGCGAGUGGGUCAAAAGUUUCGACUCUGAAAAAUAAGUGAGUUAGGGGUAAAUACUUAGACUAAAGAGUGGGGAGACAGAGCUUUAGUUUUUAUGAUUUCAAAUAAUAAAAUAUGUUUGCUCCAUCUCCUCUCUCUUAAAUCCAAGGUCCAAAAAACCUAAAACGAACCUUUUGGAAUCUAAAGGUGAUAUAUACUUGGCCAGAGUGGUCUCCACAAUUGGCAAUUUUUUUAUUUCUAAUAUUUUGUGAAUAUCGUUGGGAUCGCCAAAAUUAAUCGUUUCUUCCACCAUUGAAACCGGACUUUUUACGGCCGGCAGCGGUAUUUCCGGUAUUUCUACGACUAACGGUGUCUUAGGUCUGGGAGGAAGAAGAAUAGUUGGGUUGGGUGGUAAUUUUUUGAUUUUGCUAAAAAUUAGUUUAGUUUGUUUUUGGAAGAAAUAUUAAAGUAUUAGUUGUUGAUUGUUAACAAAGUCAAAGAUUUGUCAAAAGACACUGUUCUGCUUUUGAAAAAUUUAAACCUUUCUGAGCACCCUGUACAUUUGAUUAAAGUUUUUUUUAUGGGAAUAUCGUUUUUUUAUACAAGCAGAACUUUAUGAAGGUUGAAGUUUUUUCGUAAAACGCAUAAUAAAAAGUUUUUACUAUGGGCAACCCAAUCCGGAACAAACAGAAAAAAAUUGGACUACAAGGUUUGUCAACAAUACAUUUAAAGCAUAAGAAAUACACAUAAUUUUUAAGUAAAGCUUCAAAUUGCUUUUUUACGGCUCAAAUACGACCAUUUUUAACAAAGAUACAGCUAUCCGAAGAAUCGCAAAACAAUUUUUUUUAUCUUUCAAUUUUUUGUAUUGGUGUAGAAGUUUUACAUUUACUGGUUUCUAAUGUGGAAACUACCAAAUAAUAAGAAAUCAGAUUUUUUAGUCUCAGUCAAAAUUUUUUAUAAUGAAAAAUUUAAUAUAUUCUACAUUUCACUUUAUUAUUAAUAUAUAUUUUACUCAAAAUAUCAUUUUGAAAAAAAAGCCGUUUUUUUUCUAGGUUUUUUUUCAUGUUUUUUUACAUCAAUGCUUUUAAUAAUUCUUAAUGCUCUUUGCAUUUAGACGACUCAUUUGUUAUAUGACUUUUACUGAAUUUAAAUGUUUACAGUUAUCAUUAAUAAAUAGUUAUUUAUGUAUCAAGGCAGUAAAGUCGUAUUUUUUAUCACGAAUGUGGAAAUUUUUAAAUGUGGAAACAUUUAAUAAAACUAAUAAUUAAUAUUGAUAAUUAAAUCAAAUGUAAUUUGAUGAUGAAAUCAAAUGUCAUUCGAAUGAUAUUAUUUUUAUUAAAGAACAUUUUAUGAAAGGGUCCAAUUGACCUACGCGAUGGUGCUUUUAAAAAAAUAUUAUUUAGUUGCUGCUGAGGAGCAGUAGACACAUCUUAAAAUGUAUAAUGCGUUGCAUAUAAUACUCAUAUUAAAUCAGCAGUAAAGUCCUACUUUACUGCCGAUUUCUUUUACUUUACUGCCGAUUGUGGACUACUUUACUGCCGAUUUCGGAUAAAUGUUAUUUAUUAUAUCAAUUGUACAAUUUAUAUUUGGGCCUGUAUGCAAUUUAUUUCUUCAUUCGGAUUCCCACUGUUUAUUGGUAAAUAUUUUUAACAUUUUCCGGUUUAUUCUCAAAAACACUGGUUUGUAACAUAGGUACGCGUUUGACAGCUGCUUAUUAAAAGUUAUACUUUUGGUACUAUGGUGGCGCUACUAGCGAUGCUUCUUUAGAGUUAAAACUUCUUGAUCUUUUUUUGUGUACUCGGUUGCAUAUAAAAUUACCGUUAAGUGCGUUGCUUUAAAUAUGAAAGUUGUUGUAAAAAAUGUGUCAAAAAUUGCUUACAAAAACAAAAUGGUAUCAAAUGUACUUAGUACUUUAAAAUAUUCUUAGAAAAAAAAAAUCAAAUUUGCAGAACAGUGAAAUCAUCAAAACCGAGUAAAACCAAAGCAAAAAAACCUCAAACCUUGAAUCAAAUUUUUGCUUUUUGCCGACCAGGUCUUGCACGUUGAGGCAAACAAUCUGCUGCGACUGUUCCAGCUUCCUUUUCGCCGCGUUCAGCUCCAACAUCAGCUCCUUGACGCGUUUCUCGUGCUUUUUCCGUUCGUUAAUGGCCGCGAAAAUUUUCGCCACCGCCGGCUUCAGCUGCGCGUAACUCUCCUGUAUCUGUAAUCUGGGUUGCAUACGCUAUGUUGUAAGAUUUGUCUCGGGGAUUCACCCGAAUCCAAAACAAGGUUUUGUCUAUGUUUUCUCGCAUUUAUUUGUUAGUUAUGAGAUUUGUAUACAUUUUUUAGCGGUACAUGCAUUUUUUACGUUAUUAAUAAUUAGAAGUAAUUAUAUUUGAGAGAAAAGAUUUUUAAGCUAAAAUGAUUUAUCUGACAAAAAUUUUAAAUUUUGUAAAAAACUUUGUGGUUUGUAAUAGAAACUUCUAUAGGAGGCAUAAAUAAAAUUGGAUACUCUAUAAAAUGCUCCAUUUAAAAAUUUAAAAAAAAUAAUAUUACAACUUCUAAAAAUUAAUUUAAUUAUUAAAUACCUUCCAUUCUUUUCGACCUGCAUCUCCUUGUAAACUCCUUUGAAGACAUUAAGAUCCUUUUUAUAAUCCCAAACUCUAUUGUCACUUUUAGGUGUAUUGACUUUAUUUACAACUUUAUUUGGAACAACUUUUUCAGCAGUCAAAUUAUUUUUACCAACUCUAUUUGGAGUGGUUUCGAGUAAUUUUUUCUUUACUGCAGGUUUAAUUUUAUUAUUUGCUAUCGCCAGUUUUUGCAGUAAUUCUUGGUACUCGAUUUGUUUAUCUUUUGGUAGUAAUUUUACAGCUGACUUAGCAGUGCCAUUAUUUGGCUUAUUUUUUAAAACUGGGGUGCUAACUUUGGCGCUUUUGGCCUCGACUUGAGCUCUUUGCUCUUUCAAAAAUUUAUCUACAGUACUUUGGAUGUCAUUUAUGUUUGUGGUUUCUUCCUCUGUAUCUGAGUCGUUGUUGAUGUUUAUUAUAAGUGGUUUAACAAUUGGCAUUGUUGGUAGAGGUUUUGUAGUUAUUUUUCUCACAACUUUGUAGUUAUUUAUAGAUUUGAUUGGUUUUGGGGCAUUCUCAGUCUUUUUCUCAAUUUUCACUACUUUUUCUACGGGUUUAGCGAUUUUUUGUGACAUAGAAGCCAACAAAUUCGCCCGAAGGAUAUCUUCAUCGUCUUCCUGAGUUAAAUUUGUAUCUUCCACGUUUUUAUCGUUAUUUUCCUUGUUGGUUUCGGAAACAGCAGAAUUAUCCGAUAUAUUGCCUUCAUCUUUGAGUUUUUUCUUUUUCUUGUGGUUGUAUUUGUUUAAAAUCGCUGUUCGUAACGCCUCACUCCUUAAAACCAUCAACUCAUUAUCUAUUUUUUCUGGAUUGUCAUUGAUUUUGAUGGCCUCUUCCGACUUAUCUACACCCCCCAAAUUCUGCAUUAUUUUCAGCCUCGUUUUCAAGCUGUUAACGUGCCACUCUUCCUUCUCUAUGCACACCGUAGCCUUCAGUUGCUUCUUGAGCACCUUGUGGUCGAGCACAAAUCUAUCACUGUCCGAAUCGUCGCUGAUGGACUUUUUCCUGGACUUUUUCCGCCUCUUCGACGAUUCGGAUUUCCUGCGACGUUUCACUACCCGCAUCUCCCCGUCGCUGAUGCUGCUUAAAGAAAGACCCCGUAAAUGUCGCUUAGAUGUUGUCAACUUACCAUUCUGGAUGGGUAAAGUUAGCGAAUUGUCGGAUAUGUCUUCGAAAUCGUCGUCGACGAUUUCGCCCUCUUCCCGUUCGUCCGAACCGAGCGUCACGUCGAUCGUUUCCAUUUUAUCGCGAUAAAGUGAAACUUUCUCGCCCUUUUCGUAAGAAAUAAGUCAACUGUCAUAAGAGGUGCCAACUGAAAUUAAACAAAGAACAUCACACGAGUUUACCGAAUUCACCUAAUUUCAGUAGUUACUGAGAAUAUUAGUGGUUAAAUUUGUUUAAAAUGACUUAAAAUGCACAGAAAUAUUUAAGAAUUUCGCAAAUAAUAACGAUUUAUAAAAUAAAACACAUGUUAACAGUAUCUUUUAG